Molecule: messenger RNA, 810 nt
Organism: Meira miltonrushii
Lineage: Eukaryota; Fungi; Basidiomycota; Exobasidiomycetes; Exobasidiales; Brachybasidiaceae
Exons: 2
Coding region: 26-748 (240 amino acids)
Biological process (GO): cytoskeleton-dependent cytokinesis
Cellular component (GO): dynactin complex
Source: RefSeq, a predicted model, not a curated record
CAUCAUACCUGCACAGUAUCACAAGAUGGAAACAGCGAAAGAUGCAAAUAUAUCAGUAGCCACAAGACUUGCCCUUCUUGAGCUGUUGGUGAUAGGCUCUGUACCUAAUGGAGCUUCAGUUUUAGGACUAACGCAAUCAACAGAAGAAGGCUCAAGCGGCCCUUCGAUAAGAAACACUGCAAAAAUCGCACCUCAUCAAUCCAUCACUCAUAGAUCACAAGAGGCUAACACUCAGCUGACACAGAGCAUUGAACGAUACAAGCCGAUCGUACAAUUCGUGGAAGAUUAUCGAUCGAACAGGCAAUAUCUGCUCCCACAACCAUCAGCAAAUAGUUCCUCUGGCACGGCUUCUACACCUGGCUCGCAGAUUAGGGGUACAAAGACAGAACAGCCUCAGACAAACAGCAGUGAUCUUAUCACACCACAAUCUGCCAUUUCACUUCUUCUAGAUUCAGAAAAGGAUCUAAGGCAAUUGGAUAGAGAUCUACAGUCUUGUGAUAAUCUUGCUCAACGGCAGGUAGCUGGAGCAGGCAAAUUGUCUGAGCAUGAAGCUCUUCUACCAACAUUGAAGGCCUUAAGGGAAAGCGUUGCACAGAAGUUGACGGCUGAUGAAGAGCUAGAAAGAGAGGCACUGAGCCUAAUGGAGAAAUAUGGAUCACAUGUCGACACCAUCUCACGCUUAUUUAUUCAUUGGGACACAAUGCUCACAGGUGUGGAAGAUGCACUAGAUCGUCUGGAAAGGAGAUAAUUGCAUAUCCUUGUAUUUAUAUAAUCCUGUAAAUUACUAAUACUAUAAUGAUAUCAUACAAG